GCAGGAAUUGUCGGCUUACCCUCCUUGCCGGCGGCUGCUGUCCCCGAGGCGGGGGGAGCCCGAGAGGGCGCGGGCCCCGCAUGCCGAGCAAAGUGAGGUCGACUCUGCUUGAACCUGUUUGGCAGGCGUCACGUUGGUGUCCAAAACACGAUUGACGCCUCGAAGUCUAGAUUUCACUGCCCUUUUGACGGACUUCUGAUUUUUCUUGUAUAUUGGGAGUAGAUUCCCCGCCCCUCUUCGAAACAUCUUUUUGUAAUUGUUACCGGUGGAAGCUUGCCCUGUGUCAAUGGAAGUCCCUCUUCUUGGAUUCCCCACAAGAGAUUGAAUACGUGAGGAUCCGCGGUGUGGAAUAAAGACAAUGAGAAGAAAGGGAUUUUGUAUUGGAAGACAUGGAUCUCGCCGCCAGUGAGCUCAGCAUUUAUGACAAACUUUCAGAGACUGUUGAUUUGGUGAGACAAACAGGCCAUCAGUGUGGCAUGUCAGAGAAGGCAAUUGAAAAAUUUAUCCGACAGCUCCUGGAAAAGAAUGAACCUCAGAGGGGGCCACCCCAGUAUCCUCUCCUGAUAGCUAUGUAUAAGGUCCUUGUAACCCUGGGAUUAAUCUUGCUCACUGCCUACUUUGUGAUUCAACCUUUCAGCCCAUUACCACCUGAACCAGUGCUUUCUGGAGCUCACACCUGGCGCUCACUCAUCCAUCACAUCCGGCUGAUGUCCUUGCCCAUUACCAGGAAGUAUAUGCCAGAAAACAAGGGAAUUCCUCUGCAUGGGGGUGAUGAAGACAGACCCUUUCCAGAUUUUGACCCUUGGUGGACAAACAGCUGUGAGCAGAAUGAGUCGGACCCCGUCCCUGCCAACUGCACUGGCUGUGCCCAGAAAUUACCCCUCAAGGUAAUGCUCUUGGAAGAUACCCCAAAGAAAUUUGAGAGACUCCAUCCUCUGAUGAUCAAGACCGGACAGCUCUUGUUGUCCAAGGAGCUUCAGCAUCUUCUGUGCCAGUACCCUGAGGUCACGGAAGGUUUCAGCGAAGGGUUUUUCAACAAGUGGUGGCGCUGCUUUCCCGACCGGUGGUUCCCAUUUCCUUAUCCGUGGAGAAGACCUCUAAAUAGAGCACGCAUUUUACGUGAGCUUUUUCCUGUUUUCACCUACCUGCCAUUUCCAAAAGAUGCCUCCUUAAAAAAGUGCUUCCUUCUUCAACCGGAACCUAUUGUGGGUAGUAAGAUGUAUAGGAUGCAUGACCUGUUCAUCGUUGGCAGCGGUGAGGCCAUGUUGCAGCUCAUUCCUCCUGCCCAGUGCCGAAGACACUGCCAGUCGGUAGCAAUGCCCCUAGAGCCAGGGGAUAUUGGUUAUGCCGGUGCCACACACUGGAAGGUCUACGUGAUAGCCAGAGGGGUCCAGCCUUUGGUCAUCUGUGAUGGAACCACCCUCUCAGAACUAUAGGAAACAAGAACUGGACAGAGGAACAACUUCGAGAGCUGGAGAUCAGAUUGAAAGGGGAGAAAUAAAAACGAUGAAACCACUUUCCAAGGUCACUUAGUUACCUGCCCUGUGCAUGCGUGUAUGAGCCAGCCAUAUGCUGGAGGCCAUGGCCAGAGCCUGGCCCUCCCGACUCUUCCAGUCUAGUUGCUUGGCCAAGACUUUGCCAGUACCUACCUGUGAGGGAUUGGGCUCUUCUAUCUUCCACACCUUUUGGAACCGCAGCCUUGAGGCUGCCCCUCAAGCAGGAAACAGGAUUGGUGCCUUCCCUUACUUGCAUGGCAUGAUCCCUUCUGCUGGCUCCCUGGCCACAGAGAGGGCUGCCCGCAGGUCCAGACUUCAAAGCCGUCCCUCACCAGGUGGUCCUGCUUGUCCUGUCUUCCUGGCCACACCACCCUGUACUUCUGUUGAAAGCCAUGGCUGAUUAAAGAAGUCAUUGCAGUUUCCCCAGCAGCACAGAAUCUAGAAUCCAUGAAACAGGAUUAAGUAAUCUCAUUGCACUCAAGAAAAGCACCGCUUUCCUAGUGUCCAUGACUCUUGGAGUUUCAGUGAUGCCAGGUUGGAGUGUGAUUAUAAUUGAAAUGGUAAUUCCUAAGGUAAUACUUGCCUCCAUUUGAUCAAGUUCUUAGGCCGACCCCCACCCCCACCCCUUCUCACUUGGCUCGCAGAAGCUGGACUCCCCGUCCUCCCUCGCUGGCAGGUCUAGAGCCCUGGACUGUUGAGGCGGCACAGCUUCUGUCAGCUGGGUUGGUUUACCAAGUGUCUUCGGAGGGGAUGAGUUAGAGUCCUGGCCUGGGGAGAGGGUGCCUCCCCGGGUUUGAUCUUUUAGGGUCCAGCUUUCUGCAGGGGAGAUGUUUUACAGAUGUGUCAAGCUGAUGUUGUAAUAUGGUUGGGGAAGGAACUCCAGACCCAACGUGUUUGCCAGCUGGGUGUGCAACUCUGGGAUCCUCUGUCUUGAAAUCAUUUCUUUCUCCUGGGAAACAAGGUGAGGUAUUUUUAUCGUUUGUAAAAAUAUAAAGCUAUGUUCUUUCAGUUGGGUGAUUCCCUAUGCUCAUUGUUUUCUCCCAAGUGCUUUUAAUAUGUAUUAAUCAAAUGGUAUAAAUAAGGGCAUACUUUUCUUCCUCUUUUUUCCCCCCUUUAUUCACUUCCUUUAUUGAUGCUGCUAUUUUGAUACCUGGCCUCUAGUCACGCUGUCGCCAAGCUGAAGAAAAAAGCCUGACUAUGGCCCUUGGUUCUGAAUCGCAGGAAUCAGAUGAGUACAGGGUUCAUGGCAGAGUGGAUCAGAGGCAGACAGUGGCGAGAGAAGUGGUGUGACUCCUUGCAGGAUCCUUACUCUGCAUCCUUGGAGGUGGCCUUGGACCUUAUCCCUGGGCUCUCUGUUAGCACAUCUCCUGAGUGGCGUUGGGGAUCAACAAGGCACUGAAAGUCUUGUUUGUAGGCCUGUAAAGGACAAGAAUGGUUCACAGAGCUCAGGGUGGAACUAAUUGGCCUCUAUGGACUUGAGUGAAAUUAGGAUAAAUGGUACCUGAGGGAAUUUUUCCUUAAACAAGUCUGUGCCUUGUGUGGGUUAAUACAGGCAAAACAAAAUUUUUUGUAGAUACAAAAGUCAUGCUGCUAAGCAGUUAUGAUUUAAGAGGUUUUAUUUCAGAGGGAUCAUCUUGAGGCCAGCUUUGCGCAAGCUUUUAGGCCUUUGCAGUGUCCUUACCCCUGCUGCGCAUGGAGAAGAAUUAUAUGUAAACAAGUUCUUCAGAGUUUUCUUCGUUUGGGCCCUUUGGGUUAACAAACGAGAGGGUUUCCUAGAAGAAAAAGAAACUUUUGGUGACUGAGAUUUCUGUUUUGUCUUUAUGAAUUAUUACCCUGUGUUCCUUCUCCAUUUCACUCCUGCCCUUCAUACCUUCAAUGUUCAUAAAAUAUCCGCUUCAGCUCAAAACUUUGAAAACUGAGAAACCCUUGUAUGUGUUGCUGUUCUGAGGUCUCUCCUGGAAAGUCCCCUAAGCCCCUGAGCUGUCUACAGUUCAACCAAAAAAAUGGUGUAGCAACAAAGAAGCAGAGAUUUUCGUGCAUUUCCUACUCUAAACUUAAAAUCUAUCCUGUUCAGAGUUGAAGGUCAGUUUCUGUUAAGGGGGGAAUUUUCUGAAGAGAGUUUUCCCCUCUUAAUUACUGGAUACGUAGAAGUAAUUUGCCUUCUUCUCAAGGCAGUUCUGACAAGCAGAAUACAGGAAUGGCUUCCCUCAGGAAUGGCCUAAUUGGCAGCCCGAGGCCUUGUGUGAGGGUGCUGCUCACCUAGCUCUCGGCUUUUUGGGGAAGUGACGGAAGUCCCUCCAUGUCAUCCCGUGUGCAGAAGAGUCAUCAAGAUGAGGUGGAAGGGUGGGGGGCAAGUAUACUUGUCCGAUAUUGGUAACACAUUAUACCUGUUCAGGCUUAUAAAAAGAGGCAGAACUUACCCUCUCCCCACUCUCAAUUUGUUUAGGGAAGGGAGGGAG
Messenger RNA from Mustela erminea (ermine), 3955 nucleotides. RefSeq names its product chromosome 4 C6orf89 homolog (gene C4H6orf89). The transcript is spliced from 9 exons. Lineage: Eukaryota; Metazoa; Chordata; Mammalia; Carnivora; Mustelidae. The record is from RefSeq and is a predicted model, not a curated record. The coding region runs from base 390 to 1436 and encodes 348 amino acids. Gene Ontology annotation, cellular component: Golgi membrane; nucleolus.